Pimephales promelas (fathead minnow) is the source of this 3960-nucleotide messenger RNA. It is a transcript of the gene bach1a, whose product is annotated as BACH transcriptional regulator 1a. The record is from RefSeq and is a predicted model, not a curated record. Gene Ontology annotation, biological process: regulation of transcription by RNA polymerase II. Lineage: Eukaryota; Metazoa; Chordata; Actinopteri; Cypriniformes; Leuciscidae. Gene Ontology annotation, molecular function: DNA-binding transcription factor activity, RNA polymerase II-specific; RNA polymerase II cis-regulatory region sequence-specific DNA binding; protein binding.
UGACGCGCACUCACUGCCGCACUGUACAGUCACAUGACCUGCAUUAUGGUGCUCGUUCGCUGUCAAACUUUAAUCCGUUUUUUCUUUUAGACUAGAAAAGCGAUGGACAGAGCGGAAUUUUUGACGUCUUCUGAUUUCCAGUGAUAUGUCAGUUGCGUCUAUGUAUCUGUUAUUUUGUAGCUAAACCCCUGCGUCAUGUCUGUGGAUGGCCCCCGGACCUCUGUUUUCACCUUUCAGUCCGCUGUUCACAGCCAUCAUGUUCUUCGCUCGCUGGAGGAACUGAGACAGAAGGAGCUCUUGUGUGAUGUGACUGUUGAAGUGGAGCGCAGGAGCUUUCGAGCACACUCUUCUGUGCUGGCUUCUUCCAGCCACUAUUUUUACACCAGGCUUACAAACCACAGCCGACCAAACCUCACUGUCAUCUUACCGGAUGAGGUCACUGUGGAGGGAUUUGAGCCUCUUCUGAGGUUUGCCUACACUGCAAAACUUCACUUCACGAAAGAAAACAUCCUGGAGAUCCACAGAUGCGCCGAAUUUCUUGGAUUUCAAAACCUCGAUAAAGCUUGCUUCGAAUUCCUCGUCCCAAAGUUUUCUGAUGGUGGUGGAACCUCAAAAAAGGUGAAGGAGAAAAGCAAGAGCCAAGAAUCCAGUAAGAAAUCCCAAGCGAUCUGCAGUCCUAGUGACCAAAACCCUAAAACUGGAGAAGAUGCUCAGGAUGCAGGAACAGUCAUGCAGGCUGCAUCUGCAACAUCCUCUGCAGAAAGUCCUAAAGAUUGUCCACCGAUCUCCAAUGGCAAAGAAAUGCAGUUAGAUUUAUCCUCGCUCUACACAAGAAGCUCUUCAUACCACAUGGGUGAUGGCCAAGACCAGUUUUGCCUGCAGAACUGUGGCCCACAGUUGCCUUCCUCUUCUGUGGUGGCCGGUGAAGUGUGUCCUUUCCUGUCCACUUCGAGCACCAGUGAUGAGAAACUGCAUUCGGCUGUAGCUGGCUGUGGUGGGGACAUUUUAGCAAUGGAGGAACAAUUCCAGAAGGAACUCGCAAUGGAGGUACGUUGUGAACCACCUAUUGAUAAAGACCUGAACAUAGCCAGUAUCACCGAUGGCCACUUUGACCAACUUGAAGGGUCUCUAAUGCCGCCCACCAACUGCAGCCAACUAUGUCCUCUGAAUUCUGUGGAGUCAAGCGGGGUUUUGGACGGGAUUUCCAGCGCUCCAGACAUCAGUAGCAUUGGCACCGACGACAACCAGGUCUUUGAUUCCAACAAACAAACGUUCUCUGAACUGUCCCCCAAAGAUGGCUUCAACGAACGAAGCAUAGUGGAAAGGGAAGUGGCUGAGCAUCUGGCAAAGGGCUUUUGGCCGGAUUUGAGCUCCACGUUAAAUGAGCCACUACCUUUGGACUCUAUCGACCAGUCGUCUGCUGGAAACGGCUCGGACUUCCACUGGUUGAAGCAUCUAGAUCUGGGAGCUGCACCCGAUGAUUGUCCCUUCCUGAGGGACCUGAGCUCCACUGACAGACAGACCUCUGGGGGACACACUCUGUCCAAUGAAGACACUGGAGACAGUUCCUGCAUGUCCCCAAUUAACUCCAGGGAAAACUCUGAGUGUGAAUCGGAUGGAGACUGUGCGCAGUGUGGUGGUAGCAGUGAACCGGUUCAGGAGGUGGAUUUGCCAUUCCCUGUGGAGCAAAUUUCCAGCAUGACCAGGAGGGCAUUCCUGCAGAUGUUGAAACGCGAGAAACUUACCCCGGAACAGCUGGAGUUUGUUCAGGAUGUGAGACGGCGCAGUAAGAACCGCGUGGCUGCACAGCGCUGCCGCAAGAGGAAGCUAGACUGUAUCUACUGGCUGGAGGGAGACAUCAAGAAACUGAGGAGCGAGAAGGAGAAAUUACUGCAAGAUCGCAACCAACUGAAGCUCAGCUUGGAGGAUAUGCGUCAGAACCUCUCGGGCCUGUGCCAGAACCUCUGUACGGACACCUCGCCGCAGUCCGAGCAGCUGCAAGCGCUGGCCAGGUACGUCUCCUCCGACUGUCCCACCUCUAUCCUCCUGACCCCCAUGGCUUCUCCUAGCCUGGCUGGCCCAGACCGGGACGUCCCCGCGAACACCUUUCUUCCAGACAUUAGUCCUGAAGGAGACACAGUAGCACUCAGGUCGCCCGCUGCCUUCCUGCAAGACACCGCUCAGAGCGCUGUUACAGAUCCAGCUCCGUGAUGUACAACAGAAUAAAAGCCGCUUGGAAUGGUCUGAUAAUUCAGUUUUACUCAGGAGCUUACCUUUCUGCUGCCGUCAGUUACACUUUUGAGCAUGACUUUCUUAUAGGAGCACUUUCGUAAUGUUUCUAAGUAUGGAUGUGACUAAAUUUGCACUAUUGCACCAGGAGUUUCAUAUGGAAAUGCUACUAUGCCUUUCAUUCCUUGCAUAAGGGUCAUUCCUGUUACGCCACACAUUUUGAACUCUUAAACUUUAAAAACAAAUACACCCUUGUGUUGUGAUUCAAAGUAUUUCAGAAAUAGGCUUUUGUUGAAGAUGUAAGAUGACUUACAGAAUAGUUGACUUGAAAUACAUGGUUUGUUUUAUUAUGGAUUGAUAGUAACUCAAAUAUCGAUUUUUGAUAUUUUGAUUCAGUCAUACCAUUUUCUUUUUGUCCAACGGGAUGGAAAAAUAAGACAAACAGCUAAAGCACAAUGCAUCAAUUAAUUUAUCGAAUGAACUGCUAAUACUUCCUGGUGUUUAUGCUGUUGUUUUCCCACCCAGAAUGAUGUCACUUCCUGGACAAUAAUGUCAUUAAGGAACAGGCUUCUUUUGUUUUGUUAAAGGGAUUUUUCAAAAGACUAACAGGGUGGAAAGUGAUAUUAAGGACACAGGAAAUAUCUAAGAUUAACACUUAAAACAACAUUCCCAAAUUUUGUGUUUUGAUUAAAGAAAGAAAAACGUCUGGAAAAUCUCUCUUUUUAUCCAAAUAUAACUUAUGUACAGUAUUUGUAUAUAUAAUGGAGAAUUGAAAAUGUACUACAUAACAGGAAUGACUCAUUUCCAGUGCUAGCAUUAACUUCACUUACACUGCCACUAUAGACAAUCAUAGUAAUUAUCUUUAUGUUAAUGGUUUAUGAUUUUGUUAUGCAAUGUAGAGCAUAAAAGUACAUUCCAGUUUAGCCUAAUACGUCUUUAUCAUUAUCGGCAUGAGAAUUCUAUAUUAAAUAUGCAUCUGUGUUUUUUUUUUAAGUAUCCGUAUGUGCAUAUGUCAUAGAUAUAAUAACAUUUUAAAUAACUGCCAUGUACGUUUUCAUGCAUAUCAUGUAGGAUUUGUGAAAAAUACAUAGAUUCCAUAGUCACUCUUAGGUAAAGUUUAGAUACUGUUCACUUUUUGCCUGCUAAAGUGGACUGAGUUUGGAAAAGGCAGAUAUAAUUAAUCCUAAAAAAAAAAAAAGUCAUAAUUAAUCCUAUUUACUUUAAUACAUGUUUAUGGUCUUAUUGUGCAUGAUGAUUCUUCAUUCCACAUUACUUCAAUGAAAAGUUUGUAAUGUAAUAUUUCAUUGACAUUAUUAAUAAUAAUAUAACAAUACAUCACCCUUUUCAGCUGAUGUCAGCCUAUUGGCUGUUGGAUCACAAAUAGAGAUUCAGGCAUUAUUUUAACUCUCGUUGUGGUACAGAAUGCUCACUUUUCAUGUACGGAGGAUAAAAUUAAUUUCUGACCUUACUUUCUGUUUAACUGUACUUCACAUUAUGGAUGUAAAAUGGAUGUGAAUGCCGUUUCAUGUUGACUUUAAUGCUUGGAUUAGUCUAAAAAAUGUAACUUGUUCAUUUUGUCAUUGUAGCGUUCUGUUUUUUGUGCUUUUUUGUUUUGUUUUAACCCUGUAACCAACAUACUGUCAUGUAAGCCUAGAAUGCACUGUAUAAUUCACUAUUUGAUUCAUAUUUAACAAAUAGCAGCAAAUAAAAUGUCAAUACUAAUAUUUUUCA